Haliotis rubra (blacklip abalone) is the source of this 1759-nucleotide messenger RNA. RefSeq names its product C-type lectin domain family 10 member A-like. The record is from RefSeq and is a predicted model, not a curated record. Lineage: Eukaryota; Metazoa; Mollusca; Gastropoda; Lepetellida; Haliotidae. The coding region runs from base 290 to 1075 and encodes 261 amino acids. The transcript has 4 exons.
UGCAGGCAGGUAUCACAGGGCAGUCUAACUAAACGCAGGCACAGAGCAAGCCAGAAGACACUGCAUCACAGGAAGACACCGUGCCACCGGAACCUUGAAACACAUCGUAGAACAAUUGGCAUGUAAGAAGUCUCCCCCGAACGGGAAUCUAGCACCACAGAUGCUUAGUUCAUUACAAGAGGAUAUUGCCACACAGUUGUGAAGCACAUCGGCGUACGCCAAGCACAUCGCAGGAGUGAAGCACAUCAGAGAAGCACAUCAGAGAAGUCCAGUUAACCACCUUCCCAUAAUGUUUGACCUAGCCACCUUUUCUCGCCUUUUAACCAUAUAUGCCACCAUUUCCCGCACUAUGGCGUUUUGUGAUAUCAGCUCAUUCGUCGUCGAUGGACAGGUGUUGAGAAACUCUGAUUUUGCGUCUUUUCCCAAAUCGGACAUUUUCCGAUGUGCCGGAUUAUGUGUGACAUACAGCGUCUGUAAAUCAUUCAAUCUAAACACGAAGACCAGGACCUGUUACCUUAGUUUCAAAGAUUCAACGGAUACGGGAAACGUACAGUUAAAUGCUGAUUACAUCCAGAGCGAUAUCAACGGAUGGCCCAAGCGUAUAGGAGGACCUUGUUCUCAGCACACCUGCCACCCGACUACUUUCUGUGCUGUGAGUCGUUCAACAACAGCCACGGUUUGCAAGCCGGUGCAGUUCAUGAACCCAGAGGAAGAUACAAGCACAUAUUACGAAUUCGUCGACGCUGGCAAGGCCUGGGAUCUUGCAAAGACAGACUGUGAGGACCGAAGUGGACAUCUUGCCAUAGUGGAAGGCACGGCAGAGAACGAAUUUCUUCAGAACACUGCGAUAGCGUGCGGAUACUCAGCCAAGUUGCUAUGGUUCGGGGCGACUGAUGCAGCUGUUGAGGACACGUGGAGAUGGGUAGACGGGAAUCUGAUCCAGUUCACAUCAUGGAUGGAUGGACAACCCAACAACCCAGGAGAACAGGACUGCGCUGGAUUUGUCAUCGGCACCGGCUGGAAGAGCAACCCCUGUAGCUAUUCCUAUAAAUACAUCUGUGAAAUUAAACUUUAAAAUGUUAAUUAAUAAAUAUAUGCAAACAUGAUAGGGUGAAAAGGGUCCCUAAUUUAAAUCAAUGAGUGUAUGUGUGUGAUAGCUCGGGGGAGGGAGGGGGGAGGUGGUUGUGUGGGGGAUGUUUGGGGGUUUGCAGUUUCCAUGGAGACUGGCUGUUUGUGUUUCAGCUUCAAUUAUUUUAUUAGACUGGGGGCCUGAAUACUAUUUCCUCAAUUUCUUACAACAAUGUAAGUUUAUGGCAUACAGUUUCUUGAAACAUUAAUUGUUUAUGUUGCAUAUGUAUCGAAUGAACAAAUUUGGGUGUUGCUCUAUCUUUAGGAGUUUAGCAGGUGCUGACUAAGGACUAUUUCAUGUUUACCGUGAUUGUCUUUCAUGGUUGUAAAACUAUACCACAUGGUCGAUGGUUUCGCCCCGUAAACCUGCAUUUCUUUCGUCUUUCAACCCACACCGAGUUAGUAUGCCGUGAUGUAGAGGAAAUAUGGUUCAAAGGGGCGCGAAGUCAAACGCUACCAGUCUCAAGUAAUACUGUGUAAACAUAUAAAAAUGACAAAAAGGCAUAUUAUUUUGCAGCAUAUUGUGUAAAUGAUAAGGACUCAAUAACUGUUUGAGAGGCAUUCUAGAAGAGGUAAUAAUAAAAAUGACACGUCUUUAUGGGUGAUCAACUUCUUUAUUAUACAGUGGCCA